GCGGUCAGGGAGCGAGAUGGGGAAGAUGGCGGCGGUCGUGGGUUCUGUGGCAUCGCUGGUGACAGAACCUGGGGAGGACGCUUUUCGAAAACUUUUCCGCUUCUACCGACAAAGCCGACCCGGCACCACAGACCUGGGAGGGGUCAUCGACUUCUCGGCGGCCCACGCAGCCCGCGGCACGGGUCCUUUUGCCCAUAAGGUCGUCAGAUCUCAGUUAAGUGUGUCCUCAGUGAGUGAGCACGAUGCACAUAGAGCAGGACUUCAGCCAGUCAGCAAGUGGCGAGCCUAUGGACUUGAAGGCUAUCCUGGGUACCAGUGGCACUGGGUAAAGCAGUGCCUAAAGUUAUACUCCCAGAAACCUAAUGUGUGUAACCUGGACAAACACAUGGCUAAAGAAGAGACCCAGGAUCUGUGGGAACAGAGCAAAGAGUUCCUGAGGUAUAAAGAAGUGAAUAAACGGAGACCCCGAAGUCUACUAGAGAAAUUGCGCUGGGUAACCCUAGGCUACCAUUAUAACUGGGACAGUAAGAAAUACUCAGCAGAUCAUUACACACCUUUCCCUUCUGACCUGGCUUUCCUCUCAGAGCAAGUAGCCGCUGCCUGUGGAUUUCAGGGUUUCCAAGCUGAAGCCGGUAUCCUGAAUUACUACCGCUUAGAUUCCACAUUAGGAAUCCAUGUAGACAGAUCUGAACUAGAUCACUCCAAACCCCUGUUGUCAUUUAGCUUUGGACAGUCUGCCAUCUUUCUUCUAGGUGGCCUCAAAAGAGAUGAGGCCCCCACAGCCAUGUUUAUGCACAGUGGUGACAUUAUGGUGAUGUCAGGUUUCAGCCGCCUGUUGAACCAUGCAGUCCCUCGAGUUCUUCCACAUCCUGAGGGAGAAGGCCUACCUCACUGCCUGGAGACACCUCUCCCAGGUGUCCUCCCCAGAGAUUCACUGGUAGAGCCCUGUUCUGUGGAGGACUGGCAGGUAUGUGCCAGCUACUUGAAAACUGCUCAUGUUAACAUAGUCAUGUUAACACCAACAGGUAUUAGCCACAGACCAGGACUUCCCUUUGGAACCCGUGGAGGAGAAAAAAAGAGACAUCACCAUAGAAGGUUCCUGCCAUCUGGAUGA
Messenger RNA from Ictidomys tridecemlineatus (thirteen-lined ground squirrel), 1114 nucleotides. RefSeq names its product alkB homolog 1, histone H2A dioxygenase (gene Alkbh1). The record is from RefSeq and is a predicted model, not a curated record. Gene Ontology annotation, molecular function: ferrous iron binding; oxidative RNA demethylase activity; broad specificity oxidative DNA demethylase activity. Gene Ontology annotation, cellular component: cytoplasm; nucleus. Gene Ontology annotation, biological process: oxidative RNA demethylation. Lineage: Eukaryota; Metazoa; Chordata; Mammalia; Rodentia; Sciuridae.